AAGCAAACUACACUUUUUGUAAAGGCAAGCAGUUGGCGGCUGGCAAAAAGGAUUGUCUGGCUGUAUGGUGACAAAAAAAGGCUGUUGUUAUGUGUCUUCAGCUCUGAGUUCAAACCACUCACACCUGAGAGAGCUGGAUCUGAGCUACAAUCACCCAGGAGAUUCAGGAGUCAAACUACUCACUGAAAAACUGUUGGAUUCAACCUGUUCAUUGGACAAACUGAAUGUGGAUCAUGGAGGAGAAUCCCGGAUUACAGCAGGACUAAAGAAAUAUGCCUGUUUUCUCACACUGGAUCCAAACACAGCAAACAAAUAUGUCAGACUGUCUGAGGAGAACAGAAAGAUGACACGAGUGUAUGGGAAUCAGUGGUAUCCUGAUCAUCCAGACAGAUUUGGUAGUGUGUAUCAGGUGUUGUGUAGAGAGAGUGUGUGUGGACGCUGUUACUGGGAGAUUGAGUGGAGUGGACGUGUGUUAUUAUCAGUGUCAUUUAAGAGCAUCAGCAGGAAGGCAUUGGGUAAUGAGUGUGUGUUUGGAUAUAAUGAUCAGUCCUGGAGUUUGUUCUGCUGUGACUCCAGUUACUCAUUCAUACACAAUAAUAUAGAAACUCGUCUCCCUGUAGAACCCAUCAGUCAUAGAGUAGGAGUGUAUGUGGAUGUGAGUGCAGGAACUCUGUCCUUCUACAGCGUCUCUGACACAACAAGACUCAUCCACACAGUCCAGACCACAUUCACUCAGCAGCUCUAUCCUGGGUUUAGAGUCGGUAAUAAAUCAUCAUUGAAACUGUGUUGAUGAACCAGAAUAGACUGAUGAGAGAUUCUACCCAUAAUGCUUUGAGCUGCAUGAUAAAUCAUUAAGAGUGAGAUGUUAUUGAGUCUCUUCAUGACAUUAAUACUGCAGCUCAACUUCUGUCAGAACAGUCAGAAUAAAUGUGUCAGAAAUCCUUAUAAAGACGGUAUGAUCAGUGUGUGUGUCCAUAUUUUUUGUAACAUAUUAAAUGUUAUAAAUAUUAUGUUUUUUACAAUUUCUAGGACGCAUUUUUCAAUACUUUUCCUCAAUAAGUCACUUUUUCAAAACUCUUCACAGUUGUCUUGAACAUCUUUCAACUUGACACAGCAGCUUAUUUCACAUUCAAAAUGCACUAAAACUACCAAAACACUUCAUUAAAGUCUCAAAUCAAUCAUUGUUCCAUAACUCUAGCAAAGGUUUUUACAAAAAAAAAAAAAAAAAAGCACACUUUAUCACUCAACAACGUAAAAACACUGACAUGUAGAAUGCUACAAUGUUUUCUUUUGUAAAAUUUCUUUACAAAACAAAAAUGAUACUCUCUACUGUUUAGAAUUCACUGCAGUAUUGAAGGAGUGGAAUUCUGGAUUGAACUGGGACUUCAUAAUAAUAUGAAUUAUUAUUUCUUGUGUUAUUAUUAACCUCCUAGAUUGUUUGAUUGAAUAAAGUUAGCAGGUAAAACAUAUAUUAGUAGUUACAGACUAUGGUAAGUUUACCAUGGUGUAGCAUCUCCUCUUCUUUUCAAAACGGUUUGAAGAUGUCUAGGUUUUGAGUUUCUGGAGUUUUGGUGUUAGAAUUUGGUCCCAUUCUUGCCUGAUACAAGUUUCCAGCUGCUGAAGAGUUCAUGAUCAUCUUUGACAUUUUUUUGUUUAAUGAUGUGCCUAACUCUUUCACUCUAUAGGUGAAAGAUCUGCCUUCCAAAACAUGCAAGCUGCCCAUACCAUAUGCACUUAUGCACCCUGAUGAUGUUAAGAGUACAUAUGCACCAAAUAAGAAUGUGUAUUUUGUGCCUUUUGCAUUGAUUUGCCUUGAUAUUACGAUGGUGUAAUUGUUGUAAGAACAAUUUACAUGUAUUGAAAACACUGAAUGUGAAAUCAUUUUGUUGCAGGGAAAAAUAUUUACAUUG
Molecule: messenger RNA, 1910 nt
Organism: Labeo rohita (rohu)
Lineage: Eukaryota; Metazoa; Chordata; Actinopteri; Cypriniformes; Cyprinidae
Product: stonustoxin subunit beta
Exons: 4
Coding region: 65-790 (241 amino acids)
Molecular function (GO): protein binding
Source: RefSeq, a predicted model, not a curated record